Molecule: messenger RNA, 993 nt
Organism: Scedosporium apiospermum
Lineage: Eukaryota; Fungi; Ascomycota; Sordariomycetes; Microascales; Microascaceae
Exons: 3
Coding region: 1-993 (330 amino acids)
Source: RefSeq, a predicted model, not a curated record
AUGAAGUGGUUCGCUAUCGCUCUUGCGCUCGUCGCGCCAUCUGAAGCCUACCUCCGCUUUGGAUGCGCGACUCUGAGCGUCCAACGCCUCGACCCCAUCGUCGAGCCCGGCGUCAUCCCUUCGGCCCAUCUGCACCAGAUCGUCGGAGGAAAUGGCUUCAACGCGACCAUGGACCCCGCAACGGACGUUUCUCAGAGGGCUACUUGCACCACCUGCAGCUUCUCUGAGGACUUCUCCAACUACUGGACCGCUGUCAUGUACUUCAAGUCUCGUAAUGGGACCUACAAGCGCGUGCCGCAGUAUCCCAAUGCUCUCUUGGGUGACUUGAAGGGAGGGAUGACUGUCUAUUACCUUCAAGAGUCGUUCAACACGAACGGCAACCAAAAGAUCACUGCCUUCAAGCCUGGCUUCCGUAUGACCGUCGGGAACCCAGGAAGCCCUGACGGGACCAACCCCGGCCUUCGCUACACCUGUCUGCAGAACGUCAUGACUAGGUUCCCGGAGACGGCCGAGUUCCCCAAGCAGCCAUGCCCGGCCGGCAUCAUGGCCAUCCACCACUUCCCCGCCUGCUGGGACGGCAAGAAUCUUGACAGCCCCAACCACCAGGACCACAUGUACAACACGGUCAAGGGCGCCUUCACCCCCGCCGGUGCCUGCCCUGCCUCACACCCCGUUCGAACCCCGCAGGUAGCCUACGAGACCAUGUGGGAUACCUCCGAGUUCAACGACCAGUCCUUGUGGCCCGAGGACGGCUCGCAGCCCUUCGUGUGGAGCUUCGAGGAUAGCAAGGGGUACGGAACCCACGGAGAUUACCUCUUCGGCUGGAAGGGUGAUGCGCUUCAGCGCGCUAUGGACUCUGCCCCGUUGCUUAGCAAUGGUAUCACUACUCAGAGUGUGGCUCAGGCGAACGCUUGCUCUGUUCAGAGCUCUGUUGAGGAGGACAUCGACGGAUGGCUUACUGAAUUGCCCGGUCGGCCAAUGUCCGCCGCUUGA